Molecule: messenger RNA, 2230 nt
Organism: Astrephomene gubernaculifera
Lineage: Eukaryota; Viridiplantae; Chlorophyta; Chlorophyceae; Chlamydomonadales; Astrephomenaceae
Source: the annotation of a GenBank genome assembly
GACUUAGCUGGCUGCCGCCUCCCCGCUUGGCAUGCACCAGCAACCGCUUUAAGGCUAAUUCAAUCUUUUACGACAUAUCGGUAGUUAAUCGCGUGUUCCGCUUAGCAAGCUUUCUCGUUGAUUUCCUAGCCGGGCGGACUGAAGCUAGGUACCAUGCUACGUCAAGCCCUGGGUUUGAAAGGCAAUAAGGGGGCAAGGCAGGCGAGCGUGGAUGGCGAAGCCGUGGUUGAGCCCCAGCAAGCACCUGAGGAAACGGAGAACUCGUCUACUGAUGAACUUAAUCGAGGUGUAUCGCUGACUCGAGGAGGCGCUCUGCGGCGUGGUCUCAACUUUUCUCCAUGGCUUGGCGGAGACUACUUCAUUUGCAUAAGCAUCAAAGAGGCGAUCGAUAUUCCUCCUGCCAGCGCCAUGCCCGGAGCAACCUGUGACCCAUUCGUGCGCGUGGCUCUGCAGCGCCCCGGCGCGCUGCCCUUUGCUGAGGCCGAGACGCGUGUCAUUACCCGCAACAGCUACCCUAUGUGGGAGGAAUGCCUACCUUUUCCCCUUGACUACGUGACGGAGGACACCUCGGUGACGCUGCGCAUGUUCGACAAGGACAUCGGCCACUUCAACUCCUUCGUGGGGCAGGUGUCCAAGCCCAUUCCUGAGCUGCUGGCGGGGAUCACGGAGCUCGGACAGGAGACGCCGUACAGGAUGCCGCUGCAGGACCGCUCGGGCACUCCUCGCAAGCGCGGCGAGCUGGUGUUCGGGGUGUCCAUCCUGGGGAAGCAACAGUACAAGGAGAUGCGUGCCGUCAUCACCGCCAUCCAGGACCCCGAGCAGGUGUACGACCAGCUGGCGCCGUACCGCCUGCACCUGAAGCUGCAUGGGCUGCGGGAGCUGGGCGGGCUGGGGGGGCUCAGCCAGGGGCAGCAGGCGGCGGGGCUGGCGGUGGAGAUCAGCCUGUGUUGUUUCGAGGCGCGGCGGGCUCUCCGCUGCCCUGUGUUUGGCGGCGAGGCGGACCCCGAGGGCUUCGAGGUGGAGGUGCCGCUGGCGGAUGCGUUCGAGGAGCAGCGGGGCGGGGCGGCGGGCAGGGGCAGGAACAGGGCGCAGUUUGGAGAUAUCAAGAUUGAUUUGGUGUGCGGCAAGACGCGACUCGCCAAGACGCAGAUCCCCAUCUGGGAUGUGCCCUUCCGACCCGAGCCCGCUGCUGCUGCCGCGGGGCUGGCGACUGCGGGUUCCGGCAGCAGUGACCCGCUGGGGGAGCGCUCGUCUGCUGAGGGAGCCGCUGCAGCCGAGGGCGGCAAUGCCACCACCCGUCCCGGGCUGCUGGGCAAUCUGGCGGCCAUCAUUGCGGGGGGAGCAGGAGGUUGCGGCAAGACCGUCAAGACGUCCGCGGAGGUGGCUUCCUCCUCCUCUCCCGAUGGCUCCCCGCGCGCCCCUGCCACCCCUCCUGCCGCUCCGCCUGCCCCCCUGUGGGACGGCAAGCGCUACAGCCGCCGCAUGGAGCGCAUCGAUCGCUCCCUGGCUGCAUCACCCGUGGUGCUGCUCAGCAUGCAGCUGGUCAAGGCGGAAGGGGGGCCGUCUGCGGGAGCAGCUGACGACCGCAGCCCUAGGGGCGGCAGUAGUGCAGGAGGAGCAGGAGCGGUCGACUUCGCCGCUGUUGACGUGGAGGCUCCGGGAGAGGGCGCACAGCUGGCACCCCCUGCGCCCCUGGACUCGGUCGUUGCGGAUAUGGUGGUGGGGCUGGGGCCGCAUGCGCUCUGCCGUACGCUGUUUGGGCCGGAUUCGGAGCUAGCGAACCGAGUGGCGGCGGCGGAGCAGAUGACGGACCUCAAGUCAGGCCCCUGGGGACCGGACCCGGAGAACAAGGCGCUGUCCGUACGGCAGAUGUCGUACAUGAAACCCACACCGGUGGGCCCCACUGCCGUACAAUCCGUACAAAAGAUCCUGACCAAGUGCGACGGGGGCUUUGUUGUCGAGAACCGCGUGACGCCCAACGUACCCCCCAUUGGGCAGUGCGUGCACGUGGUCAUGCAGAUUGUGGGUCAGCACGUGGGACCUGACAAGACCCGCCUUUCCGCCUCCAUCAAGACCCAGUGGUUCAAGAGCGGCAUGAUGGUCAACAUGGUCAAGAGCAAGGUGGACGACGCAUCGCCCAAGGACGCACGCAAGUACUACGAAACCCUGCGUAACGAGCUCAUCGCAGCAAAGUUAUCCGUAGAAGGAGCAUCGGGGGCCGCAGGCAGUG